Plenodomus lingam JN3 is the source of this 1344-nucleotide messenger RNA. RefSeq lists its product as uncharacterized. NCBI's taxonomy places the organism in Eukaryota, Fungi, Ascomycota, Dothideomycetes, Pleosporales, Leptosphaeriaceae. The record is from RefSeq and is a predicted model, not a curated record.
AUGGCCCACCCUGGUGUCAUGCACAAGUACUCCACUCGUCAUGUCGCGUUCGAGCAUGCGUCUCCACCCGCCACAUCCACCACGGACGCUUCGAAUACGCUGCUCUGGGUAGGCGGCCUCUCCGAUGGCCUGCUGACGGUACCCUAUCCCACGUCAAUCGCUGCAGCUUUACCAAGCGGUUGGGUCGUAGCAGAAGUGCUCAUCAGCUCCUCUUACAAAGGUUGGGGAACCAGCAGUCUUGCUCGAGAUGCUCGUGAAAUUGGCGCCUGCGUCAAAUACUUCAAAGACCUGCGCCCCGGCAAGAAAGUGGUGCUCAUGGGUCAUUCGACUGGCUGUCAAGACGCAAUGGAGUAUGUUGUUGGCAAAGAUGCAGACAAGCGUCCUGGAUUGGAUGGUGUGAUUCUGCAAGGCGGCGUGUCUGAUCGUCAGGCUUGGGAAGAUAUGCUGACAAAGGGCGAAUAUGACGAGGUUGUGGCAAAGGCGAAGGAAAUGAUUGACCAAGGCAAAGGCAAGGAAGCCAUGGCGAGCGAAGGCAACCCUGUCGUCAAGGAGUUUGGCGGACCCAUUUCAGCAUACCGCUUGCAUUCGCUCCUAGCAAAAGGCGGCGAUGACGACUACUUUUCCACCGAUCUGUCCGACGAAGACUUUGCAAAGACGUUUGGCAAGUUCCCCAGAGCAACGCCCGUCUGUUUCCUCUUGGGCUCCGAUGACCCGUAUGUCCCUGCCACGGUCGACAAAGUCGCGCUCCUACAGCGCUGGACCAAAAUCAUUCGCGAGGGCGGUGGUCUAGUGGACGACGAUGAUGGGGGCGUGAUACCAGGUGCACACCACAACCUUGACGGCGACCCAGAAGAGGUCGUGCAAGACCUGGUUAGGAGGGUGUGCGGUUUCCUCAAGGCUGUCGAGAACAAUACAACUACCACCACGCACGUUCCUAGCUACCCCAAUAUCCAUUUAUUCCUAUCGCAAUGUGAUCACUCUCAACCAACCCCUUUCUCCCCAAGAACGAGGGCCCACGCCAGACAUUUCAAACAUCGAAAAUUGAGCCUCGAACACUCCCUUCCAGAAACGCGAACUGUUCCUUCAAGAACACGGCCCAUAAAACAGUCUGCACUAGACAUGCCACCGCAAGCACAAUUCGCCCUUUGGAAACAUAUAUUCACAAAAAGGGACUCGCGUCAGACGCGCCCUGCUGGAAGCGGGAGCCGUACGCGUAGGAUUGGGUGCAGGGAGGCGCAGAGAAGGCAGAGUUACAACGAUGAAAGCAGCUCGAGUGGACGGAUGGACUUGAAUGUCUCCGCCAACCAAACACAAGGCCAGGUUCCAGCUAGGAUGUUAGAUUGA